GGUUUCCUGCUCCUCCCUCCCCUCCCAGCUCCAGCUGUUUCUCUGUCUGAGUUCUGUCCCUGUCCCACACAGAACUCUGGGCAGAGUGAGGCUGUCAGGAUGUUGCUGGGGGUGCUGUGCUCCGCGGGGCUCAGAGGAAAUCUUGCAUGAAUGGAUGAAAUGCUUCCAAGCAAACAGACUCUAACAGCACAGCUGUGUGACCCCGAGAAAGAGGCCAGGGCGCGAGCGGCCUGAAGCCACCGGACCCCGAGGGGGAGACCCGGGAGAAGGUUCCGUUUGUAUCUGUCACCUCACAUCUGUGGUAAGGCAGAUGAGAUCAGUUUCCUGGACAGCGAAGAAUUCUUCCUUCAAGAGCCGGGAGCCUGAUAAGGGACAGAAAUAAGUAAAAGAACAUUCUUAGAAGUUUGACGAAGGACCGUGGCUAAGACACCCAUCUUGGAUGGUCCCAGAGGUGUUUCCAGCUGUGCGUAGUGACCAGCUGGCUGGGGACUCACAUUGGAGUUGUAUUCUGCAACAGUGAACCGUGAAGGUCUCCAAAGAGAUGGAGUACUUCGGCACUUACAACGAUUCCAGCAGUUACGAUGAUGAGUACUCUGAUGGCUUCGACACCAUUAUGGAUGUGGAGGAGGUGAACCCGCUGGAGGCCAAGUUGGUGGCCCGCAUCUUCCUGGCGGUGAUCUACAGCGUGGUGUGCUUCCUUGGGAUCCUAGGCAACGGCCUGGUGAUUGUCAUUGCCACGCUCAAGAUGAAGAAGACAGUGAACACGGUGUGGUUCGUCAACCUGGCAGUGGCCGACUUCCUGUUCAACAUCUUCCUGCCGAUCCACAUCACCUACACCGCCAUGGACUACCACUGGGUGUUCGGGAAGGCCAUGUGCAAGAUCAGCAGCUUUUUGCUCAGCCACAACAUGUACACCAGUGUGUUCCUGCUCACGGUCAUCAGCUUUGACCGCUGCAUCUCUGUGCUGCUUCCGGUCUGGUCGCAGAACCACCGCAGUGUCCGGCUGGCCUACAUGACCUGUGUGGUCGUCUGGGUCCUGGCCUUCUUCUUGAGUUCCCCGUCUCUUAUCUUCCGGGACACGAGCCAUGUGCACGGGAAAACUACCUGCUUCAACAACUUCAGCUUGUCUGCCCCCGAGUCGUUCCCGCACUCCGCUCACUCCCGAAUCGAUCCUGCAGGGUUCAGUAGACUCAUGGUGGUCACCAUCACCCGCUUCCUUUGUGGCUUCCUGGUCCCCGUCUGCAUCAUCACGGCCUGUUAUCUCACCAUCGUCUUCAAGCUCCAGCGCAACCGCCUCGCCAAGACCAAGAAGCCCUUCAAGAUCAUCAUCACCAUCAUUGUCACCUUCUUCCUGUGCUGGUGCCCCUACCACACCCUCUACCUGCUGGAGCUCCACCACACAGCUGUGCCGGCCUCUGUCUUCAGCCUGGGACUGCCCCUGGCCACUGCCAUCGCCAUCGCCAACAGCUGCAUGAAUCCCAUUCUCUAUGUCUUCAUGGGGCAUGACUUCAAGAAGUUCAAAGUGACUCUCUUCUCCCGCUUGGUCAACGCCCUGAGUGAGGACACGGGACCCUCCUCUUACCCUAGUCACAGGAGCUUCACCAAGAUGUCAUCACUGAACGAGAAGCCCUCCGUGAAUGAGAAGGAGACCAGCGCACUCUGA
Messenger RNA from Peromyscus maniculatus bairdii (prairie deer mouse), 1663 nucleotides. It is a transcript of the gene Cmklr1, whose product is annotated as chemerin chemokine-like receptor 1. Lineage: Eukaryota; Metazoa; Chordata; Mammalia; Rodentia; Cricetidae. Gene Ontology annotation, molecular function: complement receptor activity; G protein-coupled receptor activity. The record is from RefSeq and is a predicted model, not a curated record. Gene Ontology annotation, biological process: positive regulation of cytosolic calcium ion concentration; complement receptor mediated signaling pathway; inflammatory response. Gene Ontology annotation, cellular component: plasma membrane.